This is a messenger RNA of Amaranthus tricolor (Joseph's coat), 1776 nucleotides long. Its product is annotated as probable N-acetyltransferase HLS1-like. Bases 264 to 1529 code for a protein of 421 amino acids. The transcript is spliced from 3 exons. NCBI's taxonomy places the organism in Eukaryota, Viridiplantae, Streptophyta, Magnoliopsida, Caryophyllales, Amaranthaceae. The record is from RefSeq and is a predicted model, not a curated record. Gene Ontology annotation, molecular function: acyltransferase activity, transferring groups other than amino-acyl groups.
UACUAAUUUCGCUAAAUUAGUUGGUUGAAACAACUUAUUGUUGUGAAUAAGCUGUUUUUGAACAAGUUGUUCAUUGUAUACCAGUUAACAAAAUCAGUUGGUCAAAUUAGCCACUGUAAUCAGCUAGAAGCUAUCAGCCGUUUGCCAUACAACCACUUUGAUUUAGUACGAAGAUCAAUGCUAUAAUCAAAACCCGAAAAGAUAAAAUAUAAAAGAAAAAGCGCGUCUAGGAAACAAUCGACAGAUACUCAUCACUUGUAUAAAUGGGGCUGCAUAUAUGGUACUGUGCAGAAAGUGUAACACAACUUUUAGAAGAAACAGACUUUAUACUUGUCUCUUGCUUCUUUAUAAUCAUGAAUAAGGGUCUGAUCAUUAGGGAAUUUAAUGCAGAAACUGAUUCCCAAAAUGUAGUGAAGCUUGAAAAGAAGUGUGCAAUAGGUUCUAAUAAGAAUGCAUCUAUAUUUUGUGAUACAAUGGAUGACCCUUUAUGUAAAAUAAGGUUCUUCUCUAUCAGUCUGAUGUUGGUUGCGGAGAUGGCGGAGCAUGGGGAGCUUGUUGGAGUAGUCCGAGGGUAUAAUAAAGAAGUUGGGUUUGGUCUUACGAAGUCACAUUCAAAGAUGGGAUAUAUAUUAGGCCUUCGAGUCUCUCCAACACACCGGCAGAUGGGAAUCGGAAAUAACCUGAUGAAAUCGAUUGAAGAAUGGCUCGCGAGAAAUGGUGCUGAGUAUGUGUAUGUAGCUACCGAGGAGAAUAAUGUCGCCUCUAGAAACCUGUUUACCCGCAAAUGUCAUUACAAUGUAUCGGUUCCUCUACAGAUAUAUGUUCGACCUGUUCAUAGGUCUAGCAAGAAACCGAGUUGGAAUAUAAACGUAAAGAAGUUACAAGUUAACCUAGCUGUUUCCUUGUAUAGAAAACAGAUCAAAUGCAAAGAUUUUUACCCACAUGAUAUGGAAUCAAUCUUGAGAGGGACACCGAGCCUUGGCACUUGGGUGUGUUAUUACAAUGACGAGGAUUGGGAAGACGUUCCUAUAAAGGAUCAUAACACGGACACUACAAGACCGAGAUCUUGGGUUAUUUUUAGCUUAUGGAAUAGCCGCGAGGUUUACAAGCUUCAAAUUCAAAGGACUAAUCCUUUGCAUUGCGCAUUGUACUCGGCUUUAAGUCGUGCAAGGGAGGUCAUUUUCCCUUGCUUGGAAUUGCCGUUGGUACACGGGUCGUUUCAAAAACCGUUUGGAUUCCUUUCUAUGUAUGGAGUCUUUGGAGAAGGAAAAAGGCUAAGGGAGCUAAUGAAGGCGGCAUGGAACUUUGCUACUAAUUCGGCUAAAGAUAUGGAUUGUUCGCUUGUAAUGACUGAGAUUGGCGACUCUGAUCCCGUCAAAAAAUAUAUUCCUUUGGGACGGUCUAUGUCGUGCAUCAAAGAUGUUUGGUACUUCAAACAUAUUGAUAAUCUUGGUGAUAGUAAAGAAGAGAAAACAUUGGCAAUAUCUGGUUCAUUAGGGAAUGUGCUUGUUGAUCCAAGAGAUUUCUAGAUAAAGUAGCUAGAAUUGGAUUUUAUGUAUUAGAAAUCUCCUUGUAGUUGAGUAUUAGAUGAUGGCUACUAUGCUUGCUUCCUAGUAAGAUCCCACAUUGUGACUUACAUUGUAAUUUGUAAUAUGAGUAAGAUUCCAAUCUAGUAGGAUCCUUCAUCUUACCAAUCAAAAAAUCUAGUUCUAUUCUAAAUUGUAAUCGUACAGAACUUAGAUUGGAAAAAAAUAAUUUGAAUUUAUGAAUUUAGAC